UAACGAAUUUAACGUGUAUGGCCUGUAUGACGUUUUGAUGGUUUUGAUCUGUUUUGAUGCGCUUUCAAAAUGUUUGUAUAGAAUUUUAUUUUAUUUGUGUAUCUUUUUAACAUAAUAUAAAAAUUAGGUACAUAAAAUAAUUCGUGCUGCGAUUCAGAAAUAAAAUGGCAUCGAUUCAGGAGCGAUUGCAGCUCAAGCGAGUUCCGCUUGACAAAUGGUCCACGAAGGAAAAACUGUGCUUGGCUUCUGCCGUGGCCUGUAGUGGUGACCAAAACUGGAUGUCGGUAAGUCGCUCGCUGAAGAUGCUAUGUGGUGCGAAUCGUCCGGGAGAUUGGUUUUCACAGAAAUCCUGCGCCGCCCAGUACGGGAAGCUGUUGGAAAACGUAGAAACACCGAAACGAAAGAAGCGCACCGCUUCUGAGCGAGAUGGAGUUGCUGCCGUGGAAACUCCCGGUGAAUCCAUAUUACGGAAACUUACGCAAGAACGGGUAAUUGAGCUGAAGAAGAUAGUUCAAGACGAAACUCAGCAGUACACCAAAGUUAAGGAAGAUAUCAUUCUGAUCCAGAGUGGAGUCACGGAUGAAAAAAAGCUGAGGGAAAUGUGGAAGCAAAUUCAAACGGAAAAAGCUCAGAAGGAAAAGGAACAGAUUUUACAUACUCAAUGGUUGAAGGAACGAGAGGAAAAGAAGCUCGAACUGGAACGACAAUGGCGUCCGUUGUAUCCAAACUCGCCCAAUUCAUCUAAAACCCCAGGAUCAGCUAUCAAAAUGAAAGAAGAAGUAGAUGAAGAUAGCCAAAGCUCCACAAAAUCUGGAACUUCACCUUUGUUAACAUCCUUGCUUAAAAGCCCUUCGGGAAAUGCUUCCAGUAAUCAAGCACUCUCAACACCAGUGAACGCUAGAUCAGCAGCUUCUCCUACGAUUACAAACUUGUUGACGGGAAGCUCGCCAGUUGCGAUAAACAUUCUCGCUAAAAAUUUGUUUCCGGUAGCUGAAAAUGAUUCAAACAUGACGCUUGAGGGAAGUAAAAGCUACCCUCAAGAUAAACCACAAGUCCAGUUGAGUGUUCCUGAAUCCAAUGCGUACCAAGUUGCUCCAAAUCUAACGAAGCUUUUGGACAACAGACAGCACGAUGCGCCUGUCUCGAUCCCACUUCCCACUCAAGAGUUUACAAAGAUUAGUGAGAGUGCGUCCAAGCCCGAAGAAAUGGAUACGGAUGACAAUGUAGAUCCCGCCAAAGAUCUAAUGGCAGUUUUCCAAGAGUUAAUGCCGGAAGAGCUGGACGAAAUCCUUAACGAAAAUAACGGAAUGAUUUUGGAAGAUGAGAUUUUGGACAACGUUGUUGAUUCGAUCAUGGAAGAGGAUGAAGAAGGGUCAAUAAAGGGAAAAGAUCUGAAUGCUUUGGAGGGCGCAAGUACUGCUACCGAACACAGCCUGGGUGUCGACAAAGGCAGGGAAAAUUCAAAAAACUUCGAUUCUGCUCCUGAGGUUGCGAAGGGAGCAUAUUUGAAACCGGCAGCCGCUGCGCCACCAUCCCCACAACGUCACAACCCUUUUGAGGAGGAUGCAGGCGUAGUAAAAUCAGAGUACGCAGUAUAUGAACCUACAGAAAAGCUCACCGAAGAUAAGUGCAGCACUAAUGCGCAUGAUUCUGAAGGAUCCCUAAAAAUGCCUGUAAAUAAUGAGGCAGAGGAAGGCACAAAGUCAACGACAGAAAAAGAGACGGAAGCUUCUCCUAUUUCUGAGGAAGACAGCAGUAGCAGCUGCAAUCCCAUUAACCUUCCAUCUAGCGAAGAAAAUAAAGAAUCUAACGAUAGCGAAAUUGAAGGGGCUGAUUGCAGUCAACAAGCCGACGAAAUAACCACAACAACUAAGGCAGAGCCAGUAGAAUAUCCUUGUGAGCAGCAUCCUGACUUAAUGGAUACUGAUUCUCUUGAUGUUAAGUCCACAGCUGCCGAAACAGUACUUAAUGCAGAAACUAAAUAUGAAGAAAACACUGAAUCAAGCAUGGAUGAUAACAAAAAAGAUCCUACCGCAGUAGAGAGCAAGCCACAACCAGAGCCGAAGACUCUAACCAGUGAGGAAGAAGCUGCCCGAGCCAAGAAAGAAGCACUCGAAAAACUUGCCGCCGAAUACGAUUUCAAAGACGACGAAGAGCCAAUCGUUCCACUGUCGAUACAAAAAUCAAAAGAAGAAAAACAUGUUCCCGAAGAGGACGUUAACAUGGAUACACAGGAUCCCCUUGAAACGGUAGAAAGCCCGGGGGAAACAGAACAGAAAAAGCUAGACGACGCCGUAGUUACAGUAACAGAUACAGACGAUGAUUCCUUGAUCGAAAUGAAAAUAUCCAAAACUAAACGGGAUUACUCCCGACGUCGCACUGUCGAGGACCUGUGCAAGCCAAAAGAAGAUCCAUUGGCUACUCCAAAAAACGAAGAAACUGAAGGAAGAUCGCUGAGGAGACUACGCGAUCGUUCGGAAAGCCCAUUCGUUUCGUUGGACGACGAUCCCAAUGAUAAAAUGAAGCGAAGUUACUCGUCAACGCCAGUGAUGGAUUCGAUACCCAGCUCUCCCGCUUCCAGCGAGGAUCGUGAAUAUCGAGCCUGGAAGAAGGCUAUAAUGUCCAUACUCACAAAAAUAUCUUCUUCCCGUCAAGCGGUGGCAUUUCUGAAACCUUUACCAGAAGAUCAAACAGCAGACAUCAUCUAUCGUCCGAUGGACAUUUCGACCAUUAAGAGGAACGUCGAAAAUGGAAUAAUUAGAUCGAGUGCCGAAUUUCAGCGUGAUGUCAUGCUGAUUCACGCCAACGCAAUGAUUCUGAACAAGCCGGAGCUCUGCUGUCCGAAAACAGCCAACUAUGUAGUAACGGAUUGCAUUGCUCUUAUGGAAUCGGUUCCGGAAACCAGCAGAAAUCAGCGCGAAAAAGAACCGGAAAGUCGUGCAAGUAGUGCAAAUAAACGUUCUUCUAGGAAGGGAACUACCAGAAGUUCAUCUUCAAGUGUUCGCAAUUAGAUAACAAGUUUACAUUGAAAUACCCUAACGUACGUCUUGAAAUAAUAAUAAUUGAUAGGUAUCCCCUGCAGAAGGAUACAAUAAACAUUUGGAAAAAAAGUUUUAUCUUCGAAUUCCAUUAUAUAUUCGUUCCAAUACACCCAAUUGAGUCAAUUAGGGGAAACCGCCAAAUGUUGAACGGCUAAUUUUGUCGCCUAUUGUUGAACUCCCAUAAGAAAUGCACGUGCGUUCAACAAUAGGCGAAGAAAUUAGCCGUUCAACAUUUGGCGAAUUACCCUAGUGAUGUAGUUCCGGGUGAACCAACGUAGUGCAUAGGGUCUCAGAGAAGGCUGCAGGAUGUCGGAGCUUUCGCAAAUUGGGAAUUUAGUGAGUUUGAACGCGUUAUGAAAAAACGGUCCAUGGAGCAAUGUCCAAAAUUGAUAAGUUCUCAAUUGGUUUUUGCCAUUCGCAUACCGUGGAGGUACCAUAUUUGACUCAGUUAAGAAAAUUUUAAAAGAAAUAAUUAUUUCAAAUAUAAUUGCAAAAUGCAUUCGCUCAAUAUUCUGCAUAACAAGCUUUCUACUAUUAUACAAUGUGUACAAAUAAUGAAACUUCGAAAUAUAAGUUUAUUAUACUUAGUUUUUUAAUCUGUUUUCAUGUGGUACUUGAGGUGCCCAACAUGACGCACUAAUUACAGCAUCCGUUCGCUAACUGGGCUAAAACACCAGCCCAGUUAACGAACGCCGCUUUUUAACUGGGCUGACGAGGGAAUUCACGAUGCAUUGUUGUGAUCGUGUUUUACAUGAAGCUUAAAGAAUAUGCCAUUUAGAGUCCCCUCGUCAACGAGUCUUUGUUGUUGUUUUUUGACGGAUAACUGCUUUUUAACUGGGCUUUGGCCCAGUUAGCGAACGCCCAGUUAAAAAACAGUCCAGUUAAAACGCGCCCAGUUAGCGAACUGUUGCUGUAUAGGGUUAGGCGGGGCAAGAUGGGUCAGGGCCGGUUAUGAGAAUCGUCUUCUUAUCUUAUUAUUGGCAUUACAUCCCCACAUUGGGACAGAGCCGCUUCGCAGCUUAGUAUUCAUUGAGCACUUCCAUAGCUAUUAACUGCACGGUUUAAAAGCCAGGUUACCAUUUUUGCAUACGUAUAUCAUGAGGCUAACACGAUGAUACUUUUAUGCACAGCGAAGUCGAGACAAUUUCCAAUCCGAAAAUUGCCUAGACCGGCACUGGGAAUCGAACCCAGCCACCUUCAGCAUGGGCUUGCUUUGUAACCGCGCGUCUUACUGCACGGCUAAGGAGGGCUGUAUACAUUUUAUUGGGGAGAUUAUGACUUAGUAAGAGGAAUACUUUGAUUCUACUAUAUUGUCACUCGAUUUGAUGAUAAAAUUUAUUUUUGGUAGAGUGUGGCAAGGUAAAAUAUUCUUCAGCAUUGUUUCUUAUGCGAGACACACUUAUUAUAAAACGUGUAAACUCGUCGAGCAAUCUAAUAUUUAAACAUUGUUAGUAAUAUAGUGAAAGUAAGUUGUGGCGUCCACCCGACGAUACGCACCUACCAUAUGAACAUCGUGCUGUAUCAACAUCGACUCAUUCGAUAUACGAUGACGUCCACGUCAUGCGAAUGGAAUGACAUAUAGAGAUUACCUUUGCACCUCGAAUUGUAGUGGAAACAAAGAAGCGUGAAUGCUGAAUCAUAUGAAUUAUCCUAAAAAUAGAAAUUUGGCCCUUUCAUAAUUAUCUUUAUUAGUUUGUUGAGCAGUUAGGAGGUUUAACAGUUUGUUUUUUGCAAGUGUAGAGAGGUAAAUAGAAUCAAUGGUUGUGCUAACUCACUGAAAUCUAAAUGUAAACUUUCCCAGCAGAUUGCACAUUCCAGGCCGUUAUUCAUACAGUCUCCUUUAUAAAAAUUUGUUAUUCUAAAAAGGUAAGCAGUAUACAUUUAAAGCGAAUUCCUUCUAAAUCGAAGACCGAAGAGAACUAAAUUUGCUGUAACGCUCGUUUAGAAACCAACCCCUAUUUGAAAGGAGUACCGCGUAGAAUACUGCAGUUAAACGAGUAUAGGAGGCACUAAACGUAAGAGUGAUAGGUACUAAAGCGUGAACUUAUAUGAAACUCUAAUAAUUUCUAUUAAUACACACAGAAAAUUUUAACUAACUGUAAAUUCAUUUUUUCGGAAGACGCUUCCUCUAGUUGGCACGGCCAACAUAAGUAAUGUAGGCGAUGUUGUACUAACUGCGUUGAAAUAAAUAAAUUUGAUCGAAAA
Molecule: messenger RNA, 5246 nt
Organism: Armigeres subalbatus
Lineage: Eukaryota; Metazoa; Arthropoda; Insecta; Diptera; Culicidae
Gene: Brd8
Product: bromodomain-containing protein 8
Exons: 3
Coding region: 165-3011 (948 amino acids)
Cellular component (GO): NuA4 histone acetyltransferase complex
Molecular function (GO): protein binding
Source: RefSeq, a predicted model, not a curated record